AUGGAAAACAGAAGCUGUGUUAUUGACUUUAUGCUGGCAGCAUUUCCAAUGACUUUAGUAAUGAGGGCUCUUUUCUUUUCAUUUCUUCUUAUUAUUCACAUUGUCACUUUGUCUGGAAACUUCCUUAUCCUUUUAACCGUGUGGAAGAGCCACUCUCUCCAUACACCCAUGUAUUAUUUUUUGGUCAACCUUUCCAUCCUGGACAUCUGUUUUACUUCUUCCAUUAUACCAAAAUUUCUCACCAUCCUAGCGAGUGAAAAUCGAUCGAUUUCCUUCCAGGGUUGUCUAACUCAAUGCUAUUUCUACUUUUUACUGGGUUCAGUGGAACUACUUCUCCUUGCUGUUAUGGCUUUUGACAGGUACACAGCUGUAUGCCACCCUUUGCGCUAUACAACAGUAAUGACCUCCGAUUUCUGCUUGUAUUUGACUGUGGGUUGUUGGCUAGCUGGAUUUGCUGAUACCAUUAUCCCAACUUUUCUAAUAAUUAACCUUUGUUUCUGUGGGUCUAAUGUCAUUGAUCACUUCUUCUGUGAUGCAGAACAUCUUCUAAAACUUGCCUGCUAUGACACCAGGAUUAUUCACAUUGUUAACAUAUGCUGCUCUUUUGUGAUUGUGUUUGGUUCUCUGGUUUGCAUAAUGAUUUCAUAUGGUUGUAUAAUAUUAGCUAUAAUUAAGACCUCCAAGGUGGGUAGACGGUGGAAGUCUUCCUCUACGUGUGUCUCUCAUCUCCUUGUUGUAGUUAUAAUUUAUGGGAGUUCACUCUUCCUGUGUAUGAGGGGCAUUACACUGGCUGCCAUAGACAUCAGUAAACUGUCAGCAUUCAUGACUGGAAUUGUGACACCUCUUCUAAGCCCAUUCAUCUAA
Messenger RNA from Nanorana parkeri, 864 nucleotides. RefSeq names its product olfactory receptor 6J1-like. The coding region runs from base 1 to 864 and encodes 287 amino acids. NCBI's taxonomy places the organism in Eukaryota, Metazoa, Chordata, Amphibia, Anura, Dicroglossidae. Gene Ontology annotation, molecular function: G protein-coupled receptor activity; olfactory receptor activity. The transcript has a single exon. Gene Ontology annotation, biological process: G protein-coupled receptor signaling pathway. The record is from RefSeq and is a predicted model, not a curated record. Gene Ontology annotation, cellular component: membrane.